AUGACCGCGGAAGAUCAAAAUUUAGCCGUUGUAAUUUGUCGUGCUUGUUUAACCGAUUGUAAUGACUAUAAACCACUGUACAGGGAGGGUAUUAUUUUUGGAGAUAUUACCACAUUGUCUACAUUGCUUAGCUUUUGUGCUGGCUUGGAAUUUAAUGAAGACGAAAAUUUGGGACUGCCUGAUUCACUGUGCUCUCAAUGUGUAAAAGAUUUAGCAAUUUCCUACCUUUUUAAGAAGAAAGUCUUGGAAUCGAAUGAGUUGUUAAGAUCUCAACUAAUCGACGAUGAUGAAGUGGAAGAACCCAAAGCACCUAGCCAAGAAAUUGUUAAGCAACAGAAGGCAGAAGAGGAGGAAAAAGCUUGCAUGCAAAAUGCCAGCAAUGAUCACGAACAACAACAACAACAAAAAGAAGAAGGACAAACAACUGGAAGUUGUGAGUCGGAAACCGAUCUCAAGGAAUUGGCAGAAGCGGCACAAAUGAAAAGAGAGUUGGAAGCUCAACUGUACGAAACAACGGAAGAAGAAUACACGGUGAUACGUAAUGAGGUUGACAAUGAACAAAUGGAACAUGAAGAACCUAUGGAAGAAGACGAUGAUAUGUAUGUUGUGCAGGAAGUGGCUGAAACAACCGAAAUUUAUCACACAUCGGAAAUCGAAGAAAGCCACGUAAAUGAUCCACAGCACCAUCAUCAUCAUGAGGUGGAUACUGAAGAACACACCAUUGUUGAUAUUGAUGAGGAAACUGAUGUUCAACAAGUCGACGAAGAUGAAGAAGAAGUUGCAUUUGAAAUCCAUGUAUCGGAUAAUUUGGAAGAAGAAUAUCAUGAAAUUAUUACAUCUGAUCCUGUGCCGACUAACACUGAAGAUACUGUCAAACAAAAUUAUAGCAUUAAAAGUGAUUAUGAACGCAAGCAGCCAAUACAUAAUUAUGAAUCAUCGGAUAGUGGUCAACCGUCGACAGGAGUUAAGCGUAUCAGAAAUAGAACGAAAUCAUCGUCGAAAACACCAAAUCCAGAUUUUCAAUGCAAGAUUUGUGGCAAACAGCUGAGUAACGCCAGUUCGUUUAAAUAUCAUAUGCAAUUACAUUCGGACGAUACUCCCUAUGGCUGUGAGUUGUGUGGUGAAAGGUUUAAAACACGUAACGCCUAUGAUGGCCAUCGGGCCACACAUGAUCCCAAAAACACCUGUGAACUAUGUGGUAAGGUAUAUCGUCAACCUUCAUCGCUACGACUGCAUAUGUUAUCACAUACGGGUGAAAAGCCAUUUAAAUGUGAUAUUUGCGGUAAAUGUUUAACACAAAAGUCCGGGUACAAGAAGCACAUGCUCACGCAUACAGGUGAAAAGCCCUAUUCCUGCGAUAUAUGUGGUAAAUCAUUUCGGAUAUCAAGUAAUAUGUUAGUACAUCGUCGUAGCCAUUUGGGUGAGAAACCAUUUGUCUGCACCGAAUGUGAUAAGACAUUUGGCACAACGGAACAGCUGAAGCGGCAUAUGUUGGUGCAUACAGAGGAGACACCAUUUCCCUGCGAUAUUUGUGGUAAACAAUUUAAACGUCAGUCAACAUUGAAGGUGCACAUAUUGGGUCAUACUAAUUCGGAAAACGUUUAA
This is a messenger RNA of Musca vetustissima, 1605 nucleotides long. RefSeq names its product zinc finger protein 226-like. Gene Ontology annotation, cellular component: nucleus. NCBI's taxonomy places the organism in Eukaryota, Metazoa, Arthropoda, Insecta, Diptera, Muscidae. Gene Ontology annotation, molecular function: RNA polymerase II cis-regulatory region sequence-specific DNA binding; DNA-binding transcription factor activity; zinc ion binding. The transcript is spliced from 2 exons. The coding region runs from base 1 to 1605 and encodes 534 amino acids. The record is from RefSeq and is a predicted model, not a curated record. Gene Ontology annotation, biological process: regulation of transcription by RNA polymerase II.